CAGAAGCAGCAACAAGUUGCCCGGUCAGGCAGGCUGUCAGACAGACAGGCGGUUUCCUCCAUCAUCAGGUGGUCACCGCGCGUAAAACAGCUCCUAACCGCAGCUUGUGAAUGGGAUUAUGAGCACUUGGUUGUGAUGGACGGAGCAAAGUAACUUCUUCUCUCGAAGGCACAAAGUGAAGAGUGUUAAAUUAGUAUUUAAGUGUGUUUGACGGCCGUGCGUAAUGCUCUCCGUGUAGAGCCUUUUUGGAGACUUCUCUUUUGUUUUUACGCUUUUGAAUGAUGGCACUCGCUAGAUUCAGCAAAAUCCUCCGUCUGCCUACUCUUGAGAUUAAGAAGAAGUUGAAGCAGUAUGACCACGUUCACAGGGACAUCAACCCGAACGAUUUAUGGGAGAUUAUCGGCGAGCUUGGAGACGGUGCGUUUGGGAAGGUCUACAAGGCCAGGAGCAAGGAGACGGGAGCUCUGGCUGCGGCCAAAGUGAUCGAGACAAAAUGUGAGGAGGAGCUGGAGGACUACAUCGUUGAGAUCGACAUCCUGGCUAAAUGUGACCACCGCUACAUCGUCAAGCUGCUUGACGCAUUUUACCAUGACAACAAACUGUGGAUCAUGAUCGAGUUCUGCCCCGGAGGUGCUGUGGAUGCCACAAUGCUAGAGUUGGAUCGCGGGCUGACGGAGCCUCAGAUUAAGGUGGUCUGUCGCCAGAUGCUGGAAGCUCUGGACUACCUCCACAGCAUGAAGAUCAUCCACAGAGACCUGAAGGCCGGUAACAUCCUCCUCAUGCUGGAUGGGGACAUCAAACUGGCUGAUUUUGGCGUGUCUGCGAAAAACACCAAAACCUUACAGAGAAGAGAUUCUUUCAUUGGAACGCCAUACUGGAUGGCCCCAGAGGUGGUGAUGUGUGAGACGAUGAAGGAUGCUCCGUACGACUACAAGGCCGACGUCUGGUCUCUGGGAAUCACUCUGAUCGAGCUGGCCCAGAUCGAACCCCCUCACCACGAGCUCAACCCCAUGAGGGUGCUGUUGAAGAUCGCCAAGUCGGAGCCGCCCACCCUGGAGCAGCCGCACAAAUGGUCACAGGAGUUUAAAGAUUUCCUGAAGACAGCCUUGGACAAAAACCCAGAUACUCGUCCGACUGUAGGACAACUCCACGAGCACCCGUUUGUGAAAUCGGUGACGUCUAACCGCCCGCUGCGGGAGCUGGUGGCCGAAGCCAAGGCUGAGGUCAUGGAGGAAAUAGAGGACAAUAGGGAGGAAGGAGAGGAGGACGACGCCAUGGACCUCACUGUGACCAGUCAGGCCAGUUUGGAAGACCAGUCUCCGGACGUCUCGAGCCCCGCCACGCCCUCCCCCACCACACCAAUACCUGUACCCAGGAAGGGGGUCGAGCCACAGUUACCAACAGAGGAGCAGCCGGCCGCCGUCAUGGAGGUCCCUGUUCCCCUACCACAGCACAAUCUCCCUCCAAAGGAUCCCGAGGAGCUGGAUGACAAACUGGCCGAUGAAGUCAUUCUGGAGUCUGAGAAAUCGGAGAGCGAGGCCUCCACUAAGACCUCCAGCUCAGAUUCAGGCAUUGAGGAUGGGAAGAGUACUCCCACAUCGGAAGAAAAGGUUGCUGUGGAGACCCCAGAGACGGAACAGCCACCAUCUCUCCAGCCUGAUGCAUCUGAGGAACAUGUUGACAUCAUCAUGGACUCAACAGACUCAGCGCCGCCCAAGAUCCAGGUGACCGAGGAGGAGAGCAACGCUGUGGCUAACAGAGGCUUACCAACUCCGAACCCCGCUGUCACUCCUACAGCCAGUCCCGCUCCCUCCUCUGCUGCUUCGCCACAGUCUACACCCCGUUCUGAGGUGAAUGGUGGCCCACCCAAGGGUACCCGAGAGCGGAAGUCGACAGGAGGAAUUGCUGAUCGGACGUCGACGGGAGGAAACGCUGAGGCUUAUAUCAAUGGAGGGAUUAUCAACAAGCGGUACUCUUAUUCAGGCAGCGUGGCAUCGGAGAGCAUGGACAUGUCGAUCCACAAGGAGACCAUCUCAAUGGCUGCAAGGGACUUCUCGAGGAAGACUCUGAAGCGAACCAGGAAGUUCAUCAUCGACGGCCUGGAGGUGAGCGUGACCACCUCCAAGAUCAUCAGGGAUGAUGAGCAGAAAGACGAGGAGAUGAGAUUCCUGAGACGUCAGGAGUUGCGGGAGCUCCGUUUGCUGCAGAAGGAAGAGCAACGCGCUCAGGCCGGUCUCUACGCCAAACUGGAAAUACAGAGAGACCAAAUGCAGAGACGUUUUGACCAGGAGAUGAAUGCCAAGAAGAAGCACUACGAUGUGGAGCUGGAGAGCCUGGAGAAGAACCAGAAGCAGACCAUUGAGAAGAUGGAGGGAGACCACCAUGUUAGACUCAAGGACGAGACCAAACGCAUCAAAGUAGAGCAGGAACGCGACCUCCACAAGUUCCAGGAUCUGCUAAAACACAAGAAAAAGGAGGUAAAACAAUCUGUUGAUAAGCUGCCCAGAAGUCAGCGUAAAGAAUCCUUGAAGCAUAUGAUGAAUUCCUUCCAGGAGAAUAAGAUAAGAGAGGAGGAGAAGUUCUCGUCAGCGCAGAAGAACCACCUGGACAAAACGUUGAACAGAAUCAUCUCCAACAACAAGAGAGAGAUUGCAGAGAUGGAGAGGGGAUGCCUUAACAGGAAACACCAGCUAGUCAGAGAGCGUGAAGCUACAAUAUGGGACAUGGAGGAGAAGAACCUUUACGAGAGACACCAGUUAUUGAAGCAGCAGCUGAAAGACAAGUACUUCCUCCAGAGGCAUCAGCUUCUCAAAAAACACGGGACGGAGCAGGAACAGAUGCAGUGCUACAAUCAGCGAAUGAUUGAGAUUCUGAAAGGUCGGCAGCAGCAGGAGAAGAACCGGCUGCCUAAGAUCCAGCGCGGCGAGGCCAAGACCCGCAUGGCCAUGUUCAAGAAGAGCCUCCGCAUCAACUCAACCGGCAGCUCAUCAGAGGACAGAGAGAAGAUCAAACAGUUUUCUCAGCAGGAGGACAAGCGGCAGAAGGCAGAGAGGCAGCAUCAGCAGCAGAAACACGAGAGCCAGAUGAGAGAGAUGAUUGGCCAGUGUGAGAGCAAUAUCAGAGAGCUGCAGCAGCUACAGAAUGAAAAAUGUCACCUGCUGAUUGAGAACGAGACUCAGAGGCUCAAAUAUCUGGAUGAACAACAGAACCAGCUGCUGAAGGACUGGAGGGAUCAGCUGAAACCCAGAAAGAAGGCCCUUGAAGAGGAACUAAACAUGAAGAAAAAGGCAGGAGAGAUUCUUCAAGAUGAGUUCGAGCUCCAAUUGCCCGAACCCAAGUUCCCCCAACAAACUCUCCAAGUUUGUGCCUUACCAAGACUCUUCCAACACAUAAAAACAGCCACUGUGACAUCACACAAUAUCUCCUGGCCACUGUUAGCACCACCACACACUCACCCUUACACCCACAGGCGUUGCAAUAGCACCACAACACACUCACCCGUACACCCACAGGCGUUGCAAUAGCCUGCUGCCUCAGUUUUAGUUUGCUUGGCCUGUAAUGGCAGCAUACCUAUCCCUCCAUUAGGUUCCUUUAAUUUUUUAGUGAAUAUAUUUUUUUUUAGUAUUUGAUGGAUUUGAAAGUGAUCAUGUGCUUCACAUGACUCGAUUCCAUAGCAUCUGCUCCCCUACAGUUUUUUUAAUGUCCUUUUUCUGUUCAAGUCUGCUUCUUAUUGCUCACUAGCGGAACAUGAGGGUAAUAGGAUACAGUGACCGUGAGCUGAAGAUACCAAACUAAUGAUCAGUCUUAAUGAGUAAAUAUUGAAGAAGAAAUACUAUUUGGUUGAGAAGAAUUUCUUAAAGUUGGUGAUAAGCACUUUUUGUUUAAUUAUCAGUGGCGUCUUCCAAAUAUCAUGACCGAAAAACACACCCAAAAUUUAAUAAUCUACUGACCUUUUUUGUUUUGCUUGGCUCAUUGACCUGUUUGGUCAGAUGCAUGUCAUAUAGCAGCUAAAGUCUGCUUUUAUUUAUUUUCACUGACAAAGAACGACCUUCUCCAGAUGUAUCACUGUAAAUGCUAAUUUAACUAUUUUCUCUUUUUUAGACACCUCUGGUAUGAAGGAUGUGCUUCUUAUUUUGUAUCUUGUUUGGAAUGGGGGAUAAGGCUAAAUCCAGAUCAGAAUUUAAUUGUUUCUUUUAAAUGAUUAUUUAGGAAUGAGAUUUUAACAGACAAGGGAAGACUCAUUGUUAAUCACACAGCGUUUCUAGUAUGGUUUUUGUUUUGUUGUAUUUUUUACUGUAAAUUCAGUCACACUGGAUGGGAACUGACGAAGCCAAAGCAAAAAUACUGUUGUUCUUUGAAGGACGUUAGAUAGGGGAUUUAAAUUUGAAUUAAAAAAAAAUGUAUUAAAUAUAUAAUUGUUAUACCAUGUGCAGUAAAUGAACUGCCUGCUAACCAAAGUGCAAUAUUCCAUGUAUGUCUUUGCUAAGCUUAAAGAGGUUUAUUUUUCUUAAACUGUGCCUUCCUUUGCACUGAGAGGGGGAAUAAUAUGAAGAGUUUAACUCCAAAAAUAGAUGUAACAUCUUUUUGAAAGAAACCGCAUUGCUUAAAAAUGAUUCAAUCAUUAGUUAUUUGUAAGCAAUAAUUUUAUUUUCAAAUUCAUUAUCUGAUUUUAGAACAUAACUCUUCAUAUAAUUUUUAAGGGAGUGCAACAAUUCAGCCUGCUGUAAGAUGCCUCUAGAUGCUUAAUCUUAAACUGAAACCUAAAGUUUGCAGCUGAGGAACUUGUUGCCUUGUUGUGUGAGAGAAAGUGUUGUUUUUUGUUGGGUUUUUUUUUAAAGCAGUUUGGCCUGCAGAUUACAUUCUUAUUUUACAUUAUUGGAUUUAACCAGGUCAGCAAUCAGGUACAGCUUAAUUUCUCCCUCUCACACAGUCUUUCAAAAAGUAUUUAAAUUUCUUGUAAAAAAUUCUUUUCCGUCAUGUUUAAUGGCUCCAUGUAUGCCUUCCUCUCUGCCUCAGUUUACAUGAUAUUGUUUGUAUGGAGGGGUUGUGAGUGUGAAUGAAACUGUAUCAGAAGGAACCACUGUUGUAAAUUACUCUUAAUAAAGGCAGAUUUUGUAAUUAG
Molecule: messenger RNA, 5122 nt
Organism: Sebastes umbrosus (honeycomb rockfish)
Lineage: Eukaryota; Metazoa; Chordata; Actinopteri; Perciformes; Sebastidae
Gene: stk10
Product: serine/threonine kinase 10
Biological process (GO): protein phosphorylation
Molecular function (GO): ATP binding; protein serine/threonine kinase activity
Source: RefSeq, a predicted model, not a curated record